Messenger RNA from Pezoporus occidentalis (night parrot), 2083 nucleotides. RefSeq names its product Src homology 2 domain containing E (gene SHE). The record is from RefSeq and is a predicted model, not a curated record. Lineage: Eukaryota; Metazoa; Chordata; Aves; Psittaciformes; Psittacidae. Bases 558 to 1835 code for a protein of 425 amino acids. The transcript is spliced from 6 exons. Gene Ontology annotation, molecular function: phosphotyrosine residue binding.
CCCCACCGCCCCCUUCGGCUCCGUCCCGUCCCGUCCCGCCGCCGCCGCAUGGGGCCCCCCGGGCCGGCCUGACCCGCACCCGAAUCCCCGCUGCCCCCGGAGACGGGCCCCGGCCGGACCCCCCGGAGCACGCAGCGACGCCCGGGCCCCUUUCAGGGGAUAGAAACACCCGGAGCCGCCCGGGGCGGCCCCGGCCGGACCCCCCCGCACGCCUGGAAGAGCCCCCGGCACGUCCCGCCGCUGGAGCACAGACCCCGACCCCCGACAGCCUUCGUGUGCCAGGGACCCCCGCGGAGACGCGGUCCCCUCCCGGGGAGGCGGGAGCCGGCACCGCUGGGGACCCAGCGGCCGUCCCGCCUGGAGCCCCCCGGCCCCCCGCCGGCAUCCCCCCAAGUCCCGGGCUGGCCCCAGGCCACCGAGGGUCGCGCUCCCAGGGCUGGGGGGAGCCGGGCUACCCCGCGCCCCCCGGCUGAGCCGGCCCUGAGCCGGUGGGGCGGCCGUGGGGUGUCAGAGCGCCCCGGGGGGGGGGCCUCGGCGCCCUGCCCCGCGCCGGCCCCAUGGCAGCCAAGUGGUUCAAGGAGUUCCCCUCCAACCUGAAGACGGUUUCGGAGCGGGCCCGGCCUGGCAGCGGCAGCCUCGGCAAGAGCCGCAAGAACUCGGGCGCUGAGCUGGGAGGCUGCAGGGCCGGGCCGGGGGGCAGCAAGGAGGGUGGGGGGCGGCUGUCCAGGGACAACCUGCAGGGUCUGCUCCAAGCCGCCACCGGGAAGAUGCGGAAGAACUCCCGAGUGGAAGGGGUGGCACCGGAGGGACCCCACAAACCCUGCGGCACCUACAUCAACCGCCUCAUCAAGGUGGAGGCCCACGAGAAGAACGCGAAGGGGUACCCCUGUCCCCCGCCCGCACCCGAGCAGGACAAGGGCAAGACCCUCAAGACAGAGACGGUCAUCAUCCUGGAGGACUAUGCCGAUCCCUAUGAUGCCAAGCGCACCAAGGGGCAGCGGGAUGCCGAGCGCCUGGGUGAGAAUGACGGGUACAUGGAGCCCUACGAUGCGCAGCAGAUGAUCACAGAAAUCCGCCGUCGGGGCUCCAAAGACCCCUUGGUCAAAGCCAUCCUGCUGCUGGAUGGGCCUGGCGAGCCCGGGGAGGGGGGGGGCAAGCUGGAGUCAGCCAAGUGGCCGGGGAGCAAGGAGGCAGUGGGGAAGGGGCCACAGCUCUACGACACCCCCUAUGAGCCCGGGGAAGGGGUGACUGGGGGCACCCCAGAGCGCAGGCCAAGGGCCGGGGACGGGCGCCUGCCUGAGAAUGAUGAGCGCCCGGCGGGGGAGUACGAGCAGCCCUGGGAGUGGAAGAAGGAGCAAAUUGUCAAAGCACUGUCAGUCCAGUUCGAGGGCUCAGAGCGGCCCAAGGAGGAGGUGCCGCGGCAGCACCUUCGCCAGAAGAGCUGGACCCCCAAGAUGCUGAAGCCGACAGGCCCCGAGCACAGCGAAGGGGAGAGGGUGGACCCCGCGCUGGCGCUGGAGAAGCAGCCCUGGUACCACGGGGCUAUCACACGGGCAGAGGCCGAGAGCCGGCUGCAGGCAUGCCGAGAGGCCGGGUUCCUGGUGCGCACCAGCGAGACCGGCAGCGGCAAAUACUCCAUCGCGCUCAAGACCAGCCAGGGCUGCGUCCACAUCAUCGUGGCCCAAACCAAGGACAACAAGUACACGCUCAGCCAGGCCAGCGGCGUCUUCGCCAGCGUCCCCGAGGUAGUACACUACUAUUCCACCGAGAAGCUGCCCUUCAAGGGGGCCGAGCACAUGGCCCUGCUGCACCCCGUGCACUGCAAGCUGCAUUAGCACCCACUAAUGUCUCCCCCCCACGACUGGCCCGCGACCCCCGCCAGCCCUGCGGCGUGGGGCAGGGUCCUCAAAGGACCCCGCAUCCCCGUCCUGCUGCUGCCGCCGGGCACCGGCCGCCUGCGCUCCCCUUGCACCAGGACGGAUCCUGCCUGCCCCUUACUGGAGCCGACCCGGUGCCGGGGUGAGGGGGGCGCAGCGAGGCUGGGACGUGUAACGGAGAAGUGAAAUAAACGUGUUGGCUGAGA